Messenger RNA from Electrophorus electricus (electric eel), 2706 nucleotides. NCBI's taxonomy places the organism in Eukaryota, Metazoa, Chordata, Actinopteri, Gymnotiformes, Gymnotidae. The record is from RefSeq and is a predicted model, not a curated record.
UAUUUUAAUUAUUCCGAAAAUAACAAUGUGGACGUUAAUGAUGUCCGUGAUGAUUUGGUUCAGUGAUAUGGAAGUUAUUUUCUGCAAAUGUCUGUUUCUAGGGUUGUCCUGAAGCAGCAAGCCUUGUAGCUAGCUAGCUAGCGUUAGGUAUCGUAAGUAACGUUAGUGAGUUAGUUAGUUCCUGAGUCAGUGGUCAUUGCAUAAUUUGGUUUUGACACAACUAGUCUAGUAUUCCUAUCAACCCAUCGGUCUUUUACAUAUCUAGCUAGCAGUUUAGCGUUACCAGCUUGAUCUUUUCUGUACAGCCCUUUAGACUUAUGGCUAGAUAUAUAAGCUAAGGGUGUAUUGCGCUUUCUUAUUUCAGUGUGAAGAAGCGCAAUAAAGUAAAAGAAUGCCCUUUUUACACGGCUUCAGACGAAUAGUUUACGAAUACCAACCUCUUGUGGAUGCAGUGAUGUGCGUUAUAGGGCCGAAAGAAGAAGAAGAAUCUAACCCCACCAGGUUGGAGAGUGAUGAAAAUGUGUGUAAAUCUCUGAUGGAGCUACUUGAAAAAGAGUCACAGUCACUGGUAUUUACAGAAGGAAUUAGCUACUCUCUUUUUAAAGUGGCAGAACUUGGGAGAGUGAGUCCUGCCAAAGUGCUCUUACGUUAUGGAGCUGACGUAAACUUUGAAGAUCCAGUGUCUUACUACACCCCCCUGCACAUUGCAGUGCUAAGGAAUAAACCACACAUGGUACAAAUGCUGGUUGGUCAUGGGGCAAAAAUUGACAAAAGAGAUAGGGUUCAUGAGAGUAGUCCUCUGGACCUUGCUAGCGAGGAAGCAGACAGACUCUCUUGCCUCUGCAUGCUUUUGGAUCUUGGAGCUGAUGUUAAUGCCAAAGACAAGAAUGGCAAGACUGCCUUGCUCCAUGCUUUGGCUUGCAGUGAUGGCUUGACAGUCAAUAAUACAGAGAACAUUCAGCUACUGCUGGAGAGAGGUGCUGAUGUACAUGCCACCACUCAUGAUGGUGAGAACCCCUUAUCCUCACUCAUCUUUCUAGUAAAAGAGGCCCUAGAUAGUAGUGUGGAAGAUGCAACAGUAGUUGGACACUUCUGCAUCAGAGUUGCCAACCUUCUUCUUGACCAUGGUGCCGACCCUAGCUGUUGUUUGAACACCAAUGAUGGAGAGGAAUGGGAACCUUCUCUAACCUACACUAGCUUGGAGCACUUUGACUUGCUUUUCCCUUUAGCUGUGGUUCUCCUUCAGCGAGGUUCUUCAUUUUUCUGUUCUUGCCACAGCAUGUCAUGCUGGACAGGUUACAACCUGAUUUUCACUAGGCUAAAAGAAGCCCUCCAUGAAUCUCUAAAUGCUGUUAAUGUGGCUGACCUACUAGCUAAAGCUGAAGUACUGAUAGAGAUUGCUCAGCUGUGCUCCCCACAUUUUCCUCCUUUUCCUACUCAUUCUGUGUUGUCUAUGCAAGAGAAGGAGUCAAUCCCUGAGCCAUUGCUGGAGCUACAAAAACGACUUGGGGAGCAGGAAGCUCGGCCACUACCACUUCGGAGUCUCUGCAGGGUCCAUAUCCGCCACUGUUUGCAACCCUGGCCCCUAGACAAGAAAAUUAAGGCCUUGCCUCUGCCAGACAGACUGAAGGAUUAUCUGAUGCCAGACCACAGUCUAACAUGUAGACCAGGGUGGGAUAGUUUCAAGCCCCUCUCUACACUUCACUAGAAAAGAUAUGAGACAGAGUAUGUUAUCUUAAAUACUGUCUCUUAUCCUGGCUUUUUUUUUUUUUUUUUUUUUUGCCAGAUAAGCCCGAUGCAAGUAAGUAAAUGAGAACCCAUCUUUUGUUUGUGUAGACAAGCAAAUAAACAUAGAUAGUUCUGUAUCUGUGACCGUUUUCUGUAUUUCUGUCAUUUAUUUCUAAGCACACUUAUUUGAACCACAUUUAGAUACCAAAUCAUUUUGAUAAAAGAUCAUGAUAGUGUACCUCUAUAUACAAAAAAUAAAAGAAAACUGUAUAUAUUUGAAUUAUUUCCCUUUAAGUGUAAAUUAAUCUUUCCAUCUGAUCAUUUUCUAUUUAAACAUGUCCUGAUCACAGUCCUUUUGGCAGGAGAUCAGUAGAAAUUGAGUAGAAAGUCAUACAACAUUGCAUCAUCUUCACUUGUCCCAUUGUGGGUGGGUGAAAGAAAAAAGACUAUAUAUGGGGUUGAUAAAAUAAUGUGUAACCCAAUAUCAUUCUGGUAGACAUUCACACAUAUGCCACAUUUGAGUAUAACUAAUUGUACUAAAUCAUCUGAACACAAACUAUUGUUUACAGGAUUUAUUUAAUGAUACUGUAGCAAGUGCUGCAGACUUUUUUCUACGUUAUUUUUUAUGUAGUAGCUAACUAUUGUCAUGGUGUGCUGUCAAUAUGUAUAGCUGACCAGUGCCUUAGCGUGACCUGUUGUCUUUUAACAGAUUCCAGAAAAAUUGAUAGUCAUGUAAAUAGUACAAUAUUGUCAUCCUUUGUUGGUAGAAAAUCUCAUGAAUUAUGUUUCCUUGUGAAUGUUAGAUUGUUCCCAUAUGGUAGGUCUUUUAGGUAUUGUUAAGGUAUGUCUGUGUUGUUAAAUCAGGAUGUUUUGCAUCAAACAGUUAAUAGCAUGGAAUUAUUCACAUAUUUAUAAAGACAAUGAAGUGGAUGUUGCAUUUUACUUUGUGAAACAAGUGAAAUAAAAGUGUACCUUUUA